Orycteropus afer afer is the source of this 1347-nucleotide messenger RNA. RefSeq names its product protein phosphatase 1 regulatory subunit 42 (gene PPP1R42). Gene Ontology annotation, molecular function: protein binding. The transcript has 9 exons. The record is from RefSeq and is a predicted model, not a curated record. The coding region runs from base 1 to 1347 and encodes 448 amino acids. NCBI's taxonomy places the organism in Eukaryota, Metazoa, Chordata, Mammalia, Tubulidentata, Orycteropodidae.
AUGGUUCGACUCACUGUGGAUCUAAUUGCCAAAAACAGCAAUGUUAAGCCCCGAAAAGAAGAAACCACUUCACAGUGCCUGAAGAAAAUAACCCAUAUAAAUUUUUCAGAUAGAAAUAUAGAUGCAAUUGAAGAUCUCUCUCUUUGCAAAAAUCUUAGUGUUUUAUAUUUAUAUGAUAACCGUAUUAGUCAAAUCACUAACCUGAAUUUUGCCACAAAUCUGACUCACCUGUACCUUCAGAACAAUUGUAUCUCAUGUAUAGAGAACCUCAGAUCAUUAAAUAAACUGGAAAAACUGUAUCUGGGUGGCAAUUACAUUGCUGUCAUAGAAGGUUUAGAAGGAUUAGAAGAACUAAGAGAGCUUCAUGUUGAGAGUCAGAGGCUUCCCCUAGGAGAAAAACUUCUAUUUGAUCCAAGAACUCUUCAUUCUCUGGCAAAAUCCCUCUCUCUAUUGAAUAUUAGCAAUAAUAAUAUUGAUGACAUAAGAGACUUAGAAACGCUGGAGAAUCUUAGUCAGCUCAUAGCAGUUGACAACCAACUUCUGCAUGUGAAGGAUUUGGAAUUUUUACUGAGCAAGUUGAUGAAGCUAUGGAAAAUGGAUCUAAAUGGAAAUCCUGUUUGUCUCAAACCAAAAUACAGGGACAGACUGAUUUUGGUGUCCAAUUCACUGGAAUUUCUUGAUGGAAAAGAAAUUAAAAAAGUGGAAAGACAAUUCCUAAUGAAUUGGAAAGCAUCCAAAGAUGCCAAGAAAAUCUGCAAGAAAAGAAACAUUAAAAGCAAUGAUGCAAGCAACUCAUACUUAAGUGACUCUGAGACAAUGCAUCACAUAGUUCCUCUUUACUACCCACAGUUGGAUAAGCCAAAAUUAGUCUUUUUCUCUGAAAUACAAAGAUUUCUUCCAAAUGGAAAUGCUUCUCCAGAAACAUCCCAAGAAGAUACAAAGACCAAAGUUACUGAAGCGAUGGGGUGGACCUGCAGUGACCACACAGGGUGCCCUCAUGUGUUACAAAGCAGACCUGCAUCCCAUAGACUUCAGAAGGACUCUCCAGACCUUUCUUCUAAGGCAUUGUUUCAAGUACGUACUAGUUCCGUUGCUGCAAAGUACUGUGCAUCCACUCAGACUUCCCCAAUGGAGGCAGGGGAAAUAGGGAGACUAAGCUCUGCAGGGUUGGAGCGGCCGGGGCCGGCUCUGGACCAGCUUCAGGUCGCAGAACCUGCUGUCAACGGCGCCUUGGAUCCGCUUCUUCCCCGCACAGUGCACCCUGCUCUUCCCGCGGGUUCACGCGUGCAAAACGCCCCACAUGAGUUUCCGGCAGCCAGGAAGCCAGGAAAAGAAUCUUACGUCUAA